Messenger RNA from Hydractinia symbiolongicarpus, 1014 nucleotides. RefSeq lists its product as uncharacterized. The record is from RefSeq and is a predicted model, not a curated record. The transcript is spliced from 3 exons. The coding region runs from base 1 to 960 and encodes 319 amino acids. NCBI's taxonomy places the organism in Eukaryota, Metazoa, Cnidaria, Hydrozoa, Anthoathecata, Hydractiniidae.
AUGGCUAAACCUAUAAAUAUCUUGUUAAAGCGGCUUGGACCAUAUCCAUAUACAGCACCUACAGGCUUCUGCUGGAUUCUAAAUGGCUGGAAGUUGUCACCAAUUAACCAGUCCACCCCAAAAUCGACUGAGGUAUUUGAAGAGCUGUUCCUCGAUAAAGUAAAAGGUUCAGUAGAUCAGCCUAAGAAAAGAAGACAAAAGUUAGAUCUUCGCGGAAAGGUUAUUACGCAGAAAGAGCUGCUAGAAGAGCUUGAACGAAAAGCCCGAGAGAGAGAAGAAAGGGAAGCAAAGGUGUUGCUAAGAAAAGAAGAAAGAGAAAGGAAGAAACAACAAAUUGCAAUUGCGAGCAAAAAGGGAAAGCAGAAAAUUACAAUAAACAAGGAAGACGACAGCGAUACCGAUGAGAUUACCUCGAGCGAAGAAGAAGAUGAAGAAGAGGAAGAAGAGGAAGGAGAAAGAGAGGAAAGCGAAGAGGACGUUGUCCAGGAUGAAUCAACAGAUACACUGUUGUCAAUGGAAAAAACGUGGAAGUUUUUAAAUUCGCCAACAAAAGAAUGCGAUGUGGUUGGUAAAUGGUACGCAUGCAUUUACGACACCAAAAGAGGUCCUAGUUUGUACAUAGGAAAAGCCCUCACGCGAUUUUUGUAUGAUGAAAACGGUGUUGCUGCAGGAUUAGAGAUAGAAUGUCUGCAAAAAAAGUUGGGGACAGCUGACAACAUCCUUCGGGAAAUAAAAAAAACAAGCGAGUUCGGAACAGCUGUAGGGGAAGAUAUCGACACCUUCGCUGUCCAAAAUGUUAUCUGUGGGCCGUUAACUGCAACUUUUUUGGGUGGUGACAAAUGGGAGUUCCCACAGUAUCCUCAAGUUCGAGAAUUAUUCGAAAGGAUAAAAAAGAAGAACAGAGACGCAAUGCAUGUUUCGGAAAGAUGCAAAUGGGAGAGUAAUUUAAAUGAAAUGUAGUUGUUGUAUAACUGCCGGUAUUUUCCCUGUUUAAAAUAAAAGCCGAAGUUUCAA